GCCAUGGGGUCAUGAGCGCUUGAAGUCAUGUUCCUGGUUGCAGCUAAGGGCUGCAAAUGGGCUCUCAAUCCCAUAUAUCGGUUAUAUGGAAUUGGAUAUUGAGCUCUGUGGUAGGAUAGUUCCGCGAUGUGGGGUGCUGGUGGUCAGGGAUCCUCCUGGUGGCUUGCGCUCUCAAGUCCCUGGUGUGUUGGGGAUGAAUGUACUUGGGCGAUGCUACCAGGAGCUCUUUGGACAGCAUGGCCCCUCUUUGUUUGAUUUUCCUCCGGUUUCUAGUGCGCCACUUUCAGUUUUUCAAGCCUUACAACACUGCCAUCAAGGUAGCGAACAAUCUCUCGUUGAGUGUAUGACUAAGGUAAGGGUGCGCGGUCCUCGGGCAUGUCGUGUCACAGGUGGUACUAUUAAGUUGGUUGCAGCAACCUGUGCAGAACAGUUGGUAGGUAGUACAGUACUGUUCGAGCCCAUUGAGUCUGGGUUACCUGAAGGGUUGUUGGCAUCCCCCGCCUUGGUGCGAGUGAUUGGAGGCUCAGUUUAUGUGCCAGUGGUCAACAUAGGCACGUUUGAUGUCCUCCUUUAUCCACGCAGAGUAUUGGGUACCCUGGUUAGAGUGAAUGUUGUUAGUUUGCCAGCAGGUGUCACUGAAGUUAGAUCCACUACAGCAAAUGUGUACUCUCAAGCCACUCUAGCAGUUAGUGCCCCCGUUUUAGAGCAGAUUGCAAAAGUAGAUCUGACUGCAUUACCAGAACUGGAACAGGGAAAGGUGAGGGCCUUGCUUACAAAAUAUCAGACGGUAUUUUCUGAACAUGACGGUGAUUUGGGAUGUACAAGUCUUAUAUCUCAUGACAUCCCACUCUUAGAUGACAUCCCUGUGCGUCAGCGACAUCGCCGGGUGCCUCCCUCUGAGUAUGAGGUUGUUCGAGCCCACAUCAAUCAGCUGUUGGAGUCUCAGGUAAUUAGGGAAAGUUGCAGCCCAUAUGCCUCCCCAAUCGUCUUGGAAAAAAAAGAUGGUAGUCUACGCUUAUGCGUUGACUACCGCCAGUUAAACGCCAAGACUAGAAAGGAUGCAUUUCCUUUGCCUCGGAUUGAGGAGUCGCUGGAUGCGUUGACAGGGGCCUGUUGGUUUUCCACUAUGGAUUUAGCUAGUGGUUAUAACCAGGUCCCUGUCACAGAGGGGGAUAAGCCGAAGACCGCUUUUUGCACCCCAUUUGGCCUGUUUGAAUGGAAUCGUAUGCCCUUUGGGUUGUGCAAUGCCCCCUCUACCUUCCAGCGACUUAUGGAGAGGGUAUUCGGGGACCAACAGUGUCAGUCCUUACUUUUAUAUCUAGACGAUAUUGUGGUUUUCUCCACCUCGAUCACUCAACACUUGGAGAGGUUAGAGGUUGUGUUAAGCCGCCUAGAACGGGAAGGGUUAAAGGCUAGGCUAGAGAAGUGUGCCUUCCUUCAGCAAGAGGUGAAAUAUUUGGGUCAUGUUAUCUCUUCCAGGAGUGUGGCAACCGACCCUAGUAAGAUCGAGGCUGUGGCCCAGUGGCCUCGUCCCUCUAGCAUUGCAGAGUUGAGAUCCUUUCUGGGUUUUUCCAGCUACUAUCGGCGGUUUGUGGAAGGGUUUGCCAAGUUGGCUGCCCCGCUGCAUAAACUGGUGGGGGAAUUUGCUGGUGUAAAGGGUAAGCAGAAAGGUAGGAGUUUUGUUAGUGCCUGGAGUGAAAACUGUCAGGUGAGCUUUGAGGGGUUAAAGGAGAAACUAACUACCGCCCCAGUACUCGCGUAUGCGGAUUUCUCUAAACCUUUUAUUUUGGAGGUGGACGCUAGUUAUCAAGGUUUAGGGGCAGUCCUUUCCCAGAAAACUGAAGGUAAGGUAAGACCAGUGGCAUAUGCCAGCCGUAGUUUAAGGCCCACUGAGCGCAACAUGUCAAAUUAUAGCUCUAUGAAGUUGGAGUUUGUUGCGCUCAAGUGGGCCAUGACGGAGAAAUUCCGUGAAUAUCUGUUGGGUAACAAGUGUGUGGUAUUCACGGAUAAUAAUCCCCUUAGCCAUCUGACCUCUGCAAAGUUGGGGGCGACUGAGCAGCGUUGGGCUUCUCAGCUGGCGGCUUUCGAUUUCGAGAUCAAGUAUCGAUCUGGUAAGAGUAAUCGGAAUGCUGAUGCGCUGUCACGGAGGGAACUUCUGGAACCUGGUGGGUUGGAUGGUUUGACCCCAGGCACUGUAAUUCCUGAGUCUUUGCGGUCAUUAACUGGGGUAGAUUCUGUGGGCAUAGUGACCCAGUGUAUGGUCUCUACACUGCCUGGUUAUUCUGCUGGUGAGUUGCGUUCUUUGCAGGCAGCGGACCCAGUUAUUUGGGAAGUGCUGCGAUUUUGGAGACAAGGAAAUCGCCCAGGGCCGGAUGAGCGGCGCCAAAUGACUAAGGCGGCCUUAACCUUGCUCCGCCAGUGGGAUCGGUUGAGGGAGUUAGAUGGUAUGCUGUAUCGUCGGGUUUACUGCCCUAAUGGUAAGGAAGAGAUGUUACAAUUGGUUUUGCCUGCUGCCUUGAGACCAGAGGUGUUAAGACAGUUGCAUCAACAACAUGGACACCAGGGCAGAGAGCGCACCAUGGAGUUAGUGCAACAGAGGUGUUAUUGGCCGGGUUUGUCCUCGGAUGUGGCAAGCUGGUGUCAAGAGUGUGACCGGUGCCAGGCAGCCAAGGACACCCAGCCAUUGGCUCAGACUUUUAUGGGGCGGUUAAUGUCAUCUAGGCCAAAUGACAUCUUGGCAGUGGACUUCACAGUGUUAGAACCCACAAGCUCUGGCACCGAAAAUGUUUUGGUGAUGACUGAUGUUUUCAGCAAGUAUACCCUUGCUGUUCCAACGAGGGAUCAGCGAGCGGAGACUGUGGCACAAACCCUGGUGACCGAAUGGUUUUACAGGUUCGGUGUUCCGGGCCGUCUCCACUCGGAUCAGGGACGAAAUUUUGAGUCUUUGUUGAUACGUCAGUUAUGUGAGCUUUAUGGUGUGGUGAAGUCUCGUACUACCCCUUAUCACCCGGCUGGCAACGGCCAGUGUGAACGCUUUAACCGCACGUUACACAAUCUGUUGCGUACUCUGCCAGUGUCCAGGAAACGAGACUGGGUAGCGUGUCUUCCCCAGGUAGUGUUCAGUUAUAAUAGCACCCCUCAUCAGACCACAGGGGAAUCGCCACACUUCUUGAUGUUUGGUCAGGAGCCACGAUUGCCCAUAGAUUUUUUGUUGGGGAGAGAACUACAGCUAAGAGAGGGUAGUGUGAAUGACUGGGUCUUGGAACAUCAAACGAGGCUCCAGGUGGCCUUUGCAGGUGCACGGGAACGGUUGCAGGUCAUGGCUGAUAGGCGCAAGGCCAAUCAUGAUCAGCACGUCCGAGAUGAACCACUGGUGGAGGGUCAACUGGUGUACCUCCGUGAUUAUGGGGUAAGGGGCCGCCAUAAAAUCCAGGACCUGUGGAGCCCAGUGGUCUAUCAAGUGACAAGGGCACCCAAGGAGGGUGGUGUAGUGUACACCAUUGCGCCUGUAGAUGACCUGACCAAGGUAAGGAACGUGCAUCGUUCACUGUUAAAGAGAAGAGUCUGUAAGGAAACAGUUGGUACUAACCAUGAUAGUCCUUUACCUGACCCAGUUAUGGACCCAUCCUCGUUAGCUGAGGAAGAGGAUGAGGUAGAUUUAUUAGCUUUGGUCCAAGGACGGGAUCGAGUUGAUGUUGAAUUAAGACUUGGUGGUCCAGCAUCUGGGGUGGAACAUGGUCCACAGGAAAGGGUGAGUGUUAUGGGACCAGCUCCUGCUAACUGGCCAGGAUCACAGGUUCCAGCUAGGGAUACAGCUAUGUUGCCGGAGCCACAGCCUGAAGCCCUUGUUAGGGUAGAUGAGGGUGAUUUACGCAGGACAAGCCGUGCAAAUGCGGGCCAACAUUCAAAUCUACACCAUCUUCCCCGUUCAGUAGGUGGGACAGGUGAGGGCUCCCAGCAACAAAUGCAUGGCAUGGUGCCAGGCAUUUUUAGUUGUUUUGUUCAACACUUUGAGCCAUGGGGUCAUGAGCGCUUGAAGUCAUGUUCCUGGUUGCAGCUAAGGGCUGCAAAUGGGCUCUCAAUCCCAUAUAUCGGUUAUAUGGAAUUGGAUAUUGAGCUCUGUGGUAGGAUAGUUCCGCGAUGUGGGGUGCUGGUGGUCAGGGAUCCUCCUGGUGGCUUGCGCUCUCAAGUCCCUGGUGUGUUGGGGAUGAAUGUACUUGGGCGAUGCUACCAGGAGCUCUUUGGACAGCAUGGCCCCUCUUUGUUUGAUUUUCCUCCGGUUUCUAGUGCGCCACUUUCAGUUUUUCAAGCCUUACAACACUGCCAUCAAGGUAGCGAACAAUCUCUCGUUGAGUGUAUGACUAAGGUAAGGGUGCGCGGUCCUCGGGCAUGUCGUGUCACAGGUGGUACUAUUAAGUUGGUUGCAGCAACCUGUGCAGAACAGUUGGUAGGUAGUACAGUACUGUUCGAGCCCAUUGAGUCUGGGUUACCUGAAGGGUUGUUGGCAUCCCCCGCCUUGGUGCGAGUGAUUGGAGGCUCAGUUUAUGUGCCAGUGGUCAACAUAGGCACGUUUGAUGUCCUCCUUUAUCCACGCAGAGUAUUGGGUACCCUGGUUAGAGUGAAUGUUGUUAGUUUGCCAGCAGGUGUCACUGAAGUUAGAUCCACUACAGCAAAUGUGUACUCUCAAGCCACUCUAGCAGUUAGUGCCCCCGUUUUAGAGCAGAUUGCAAAAGUAGAUCUGACUGCAUUACCAGAACUGGAACAGGGAAAGGUGAGGGCCUUGCUUACAAAAUAUCAGACGGUAUUUUCUGAACAUGACGGUGAUUUGGGAUGUACAAGUCUUAUAUCUCAUGACAUCCCACUCUUAGAUGACAUCCCUGUGCGUCAGCGACAUCGCCGGGUGCCUCCCUCUGAGUAUGAGGUUGUUCGAGCCCACAUCAAUCAGCUGUUGGAGUCUCAGGUAAUUAGGGAAAGUUGCAGCCCAUAUGCCUCCCCAAUCGUCUUGGUAAAAAAAAAGGAUGGUAGUCUACGCUUAUGCGUUGACUACCGCCAGUUAAACGCCAAGACUAGAAAGGAUGCAUUUCCUUUGCCUCGGAUUGAGGAGUCGCUGGAUGCGUUGACAGGGGCCUGUUGGUUUUCCACUAUGGAUUUAGCUAGUGGUUAUAACCAGGUCCCUGUCACAGAGGGGGAUAAGCCGAAGACCGCUUUUUGCACCCCAUUUGGCCUGUUUGAAUGGAAUCGUAUGCCCUUUGGGUUGUGCAAUGCCCCCUCUACCUUCCAGCGACUUAUGGAGAGGGUAUUCGGGGACCAACAGUGUCAGUCCUUACUUUUAUAUCUAGACGAUAUUGUGGUUUUCUCCACCUCGAUCACUCAACACUUGGAGAGGUUAGAGGUUGUGUUAAGCCGCCUAGAACGGGAAGGGUUAAAGGCUAGGCUAGAGAAGUGUGCCUUCCUUCAGCAAGAGGUGAAAUAUUUGGGUCAUGUUAUCUCUUCCAGGAGUGUGGCAACCGACCCUAGUAAGAUCGAGGCUGUGGCCCAGUGGCCUCGUCCCUCUAGCAUUGCAGAGUUGAGAUCCUUUCUGGGUUUUUCCAGCUACUAUCGGCGGUUUGUGGAAGGGUUUGCCAAGUUGGCUGCCCCGCUGCAUAAACUGGUGGGGGAAUUUGCUGGUGUAAAGGGUAAGCAGAAAGGUAGGAGUUUUGUUAGUGCCUGGAGUGAAAACUGUCAGGUGAGCUUUGAGGGGUUAAAGGAGAAACUAACUACCGCCCCAGUACUCGCGUAUGCGGAUUUCUCUAAACCUUUUAUUUUGGAGGUGGACGCUAGUUAUCAAGGUUUAGGGGCAGUCCUUUCCCAGAAAACUGAAGGUAAGGUAAGACCAGUGGCAUAUGCCAGCCGUAGUUUAAGGCCCACUGAGCGCAACAUGUCAAAUUAUAGCUCUAUGAAGUUGGAGUUUGUUGCGCUCAAGUGGGCCAUGACGGAGAAAUUCCGUGAAUAUCUGUUGGGUAACAAGUGUGUGGUAUUCACGGAUAAUAAUCCCCUUAGCCAUCUGACCUCUGCAAAGUUGGGGGCGACUGAGCAGCGUUGGGCUUCUCAGCUGGCGGCUUUCGAUUUCGAGAUCAAGUAUCGAUCUGGUAAGAGUAAUCGGAAUGCUGAUGCGCUGUCACGGAGGGAACUUCUGGAACCUGGUGGGUUGGAUGGUUUGACCCCAGGCACUGUAAUUCCUGAGUCUUUGCGGUCAUUAACUGGGGUAGAUUCUGUGGGCAUAGUGACCCAGUGUAUGGUCUCUACACUGCCUGGUUAUUCUGCUGGUGAGUUGCGUUCUUUGCAGGCAGCGGACCCAGUUAUUUGGGAAGUGCUGCGAUUUUGGAGACAAGGAAAUCGCCCAGGGCCGGAUGAGCGGCGCCAAAUGACUAAGGCGGCCUUAACCUUGCUCCGCCAGUGGGAUCGGUUGAGGGAGUUAGAUGGUAUGCUGUAUCGUCGGGUUUACUGCCCUAAUGGUAAGGAAGAGAUGUUACAAUUGGUUUUGCCUGCUGCCUUGAGACCAGAGGUGUUAAGACAGUUGCAUCAACAACAUGGACACCAGGGCAGAGAGCGCACCAUGGAGUUAGUGCAACAGAGGUGUUAUUGGCCGGGUUUGUCCUCGGAUGUGGCAAGCUGGUGUCAAGAGUGUGACCGGUGCCAGGCAGCCAAGGACACCCAGCCAUUGGCUCAGACUUUUAUGGGGCGGUUAAUGUCAUCUAGGCCAAAUGACAUCUUGGCAGUGGACUUCACAGUGUUAGAACCCACAAGCUCUGGCACCGAAAAUGUUUUGGUGAUGACUGAUGUUUUCAGCAAGUAUACCCUUGCUGUUCCAACGAGGGAUCAGCGAGCGGAGACUGUGGCACAAACCCUGGUGACCGAAUGGUUUUACAGGUUCGGUGUUCCGGGCCGUCUCCACUCGGAUCAGGGACGAAAUUUUGAGUCUUUGUUGAUACGUCAGUUAUGUGAGCUUUAUGGUGUGGUGAAGUCUCGUACUACCCCUUAUCACCCGGCUGGCAACGGCCAGUGUGAACGCUUUAACCGCACGUUACACAAUCUGUUGCGUACUCUGCCAGUGUCCAGGAAACGAGACUGGGUAGCGUGUCUUCCCCAGGUAGUGUUCAGUUAUAAUAGCACCCCUCAUCAGACCACAGGGGAAUCGCCACACUUCUUGAUGUUUGGUCAGGAGCCACGAUUGCCCAUAGAUUUUUUGUUGGGGAGAGAACUACAGCUAAGAGAGGGUAGUGUGAAUGACUGGGUCUUGGAACAUCAAACGAGGCUCCAGGUGGCCUUUGCAGGUGCACGGGAACGGUUGCAGGUCAUGGCUGAUAGGCGCAAGGCCAAUCAUGAUCAGCACGUCCGAGAUGAACCACUGGUGGAGGGUCAACUGGUGUACCUCCGUGAUUAUGGGGUAAGGGGCCGCCAUAAAAUCCAGGACCUGUGGAGCCCAGUGGUCUAUCAAGUGACAAGGGCACCCAAGGAGGGUGGUGUAGUGUACACCAUUGCGCCUGUAGAUGACCUGACCAAGGUAAGGAACGUGCAUCGUUCACUGUUAAAGAGAAGAGUCUGUAAGGAAACAGUUGGUACUAACCAUGAUAGUCCUUUACCUGACCCAGUUAUGGACCCAUCCUCGUUAGCUGAGGAAGAGGAUGAGGUAGAUUUAUUAGCUUUGGUCCAAGGACGGGAUCGAGUUGAUGUUGAAUUAAGACUUGGUGGUCCAGCAUCUGGGGUGGAACAUGGUCCACAGGAAAGGGUGAGUGUUAUGGGACCAGCUCCUGCUAACUGGCCAGGAUCACAGGUUCCAGCUAGGGAUACAGCUAUGUUGCCGGAGCCACAGCCUGAAGCCCUUGUUAGGGUAGAUGAGGGUGAUUUACGCAGGACAAGCCGUGCAAAUGCGGGCCAACAUUCAAAUCUACACCAUCUUCCCCGUUCAGUAGGUGGGACAGGUGAGGGCUCCCAGCAACAAAUGCAUGGCAUGGUGCCAGGCAUUUUUAGGCCAUGGGAUUAGGUAAUCCUGACCCUAGUAGUAGGACCGUCGGGGCGACGAUCCAUCAGUGGGGGGGUAGAAUGUAGUGGGACGAACUUGGGUGUCUCCUCUUUAAAUUUGUUUCAUCAGUUGUCCAAUCAUACACAUUCACGGUUAUAUAAAAGGGGACUUUUAAUGCACCGUGUUGUGCUCACCUCUUGUGCGUCAUUGCUCGAGGCCCGCCCCUUCCUGACUUAGACGCUUCCUGUCUUGCAGGUAUGUGCUUGCUAGCGAAUGCAAAUCAGUGGUGCGCUUGUGGUAACCAGCAUUAUUUUGAAUCAUAGUUUCCGACAUAUAACCAUCUCAUGUUGCUUGGCGACUGCUUUUAAAUGCACUUCCGCUGCAUUUCCACCCCUUCUUGCCGGUUUGAUGUCUGUUUGCGUGUGCGGCUGGACGUGUGAUCAUAGCUACGAUAAAAAGGUAUGUGUAACCAUCCCUGUUGAUAUUUGAGGUGUUUGGUGCGACGAAUCAAUGCUCUACUUAAUCCUUUUUAGGUGGAAUAGUUUUAAGGAGGAUUCAUUCAGUGCAGCCUGUGGGGCAACGUAUUUUGAUGCUGCUGCUUUGUUUAUGUUUAGUUCAUGUCUGUUUUGCAAUCUAACGCAGAGGCGUGAGUUGGCGCGGGUAUUGGUCCUCUCCAUUUGAUCAACUUUUCUGCGUUCUGCCUAUUGGAUUGUGAAAGUUGUAAUUUGUUUCAGUUUGUCUUUUUUUGAAUUUAUUUAUUUCAUUCUUAUUCAUUGUUAUAUUACAUUUUUGUUGUUUUACUUUGGUUAUGUAAGUGCCUGAUUUAUGAUUUGUUGUUUUGUUUAGUUUGUUUUCAUUUAAUUGGCACCUGGCCAUGAAACUGGGGUGAGUAUUCACCUCCAGCUGAGUUAAUUCUUUACAACUUCCCAGGUGUUUUGAUUUGGUUGGUUUAAGUCUUUAUUUGUUUCAUUGUAUUUCAUUCAACUGCUAAGUAUUUUAUUAUUGUUGUUAUUAUUUCUAUUUCUUUGAUUUUUUUUCUUUGAGAAUUAAAUUUGAUUAACUGUGUCUUUU
Molecule: messenger RNA, 9073 nt
Organism: Carassius gibelio (silver crucian carp)
Lineage: Eukaryota; Metazoa; Chordata; Actinopteri; Cypriniformes; Cyprinidae
Biological process (GO): DNA integration
Molecular function (GO): nucleic acid binding
Source: RefSeq, a predicted model, not a curated record